AUGGCUACCCGACGUCAAAAGACAAAGCCUUCUGAUGGCCCAUCAAUACCCCUUGCCCCUGUUGACCACAACAAAAAGGCGCCCUCAGGCCAGAAAACGUUAUAUGAAAUUGCUGCAGAACGACAGGCCGAACUACUUGCAUCCCAGGGCAAGCAAUCAUCGUUCAAUGAUGGGAAACAACCUCCCAAAAUGCAAUACGUUCAUAUGAAUGCAGACGGCGAAAUCAUCCACUCCCCUCUCCCAGGCACCUCGGAUAUCACACCCUCCACCGCAGAAUCAGAAUCUUCAGAGUCACUGCCACCAAUAGCAGAUACAAUGUUUCUUUCUCUGUCGCUUUCCUGCAUUCACUUCACUCUAUCAUUUCUUGCCGCGCAUCAAUUCGCCCAGGAGAUCGAACUUAAUAGAAUACUUUUUGAAACUUUGGUUGUGGCAUUUCCAGUUAUGACACUUCUCAUCCAUUUCGUCCACGGACACAUAGUUACAUUUCCCAAGAUAUCCUUGCGCUCAUUAUAUCCCGGGUCAGGCAAGAAAACUGCAAGUGAAUCAUCCGGACAACUCACGACAAGAAAGUCUCUGAUACUGGCUUUAUUCCCACCUACUCCUCACAAUAUUAUCUUUUUAACGAUUUCCAUCUUCUUGGGUUCGAGGCUAAUUGCCAUGGCGAAUGAGGCAUCUUACUACGCCGCAAUGAAGAAGACUCCGGCCCUCGGCACCUUAUGGGUAUGGGCAGUUGUGGAAAUGACUGCCGGCUUUUCUGUGUUGGGUCUGGCCGUUCCAGUUAUGUGGGCAGUUUGGUGGAAAGGACAUUCACUUUGGUAA
Messenger RNA from Nannizzia gypsea CBS 118893, 819 nucleotides. RefSeq lists its product as hypothetical. The record is from RefSeq and is a predicted model, not a curated record. The transcript has a single exon. NCBI's taxonomy places the organism in Eukaryota, Fungi, Ascomycota, Eurotiomycetes, Onygenales, Arthrodermataceae. Bases 1 to 819 code for a protein of 272 amino acids.